Bufo gargarizans (Asiatic toad) is the source of this 2200-nucleotide messenger RNA. RefSeq names its product TGFB induced factor homeobox 1 (gene TGIF1). Gene Ontology annotation, molecular function: RNA polymerase II cis-regulatory region sequence-specific DNA binding; DNA-binding transcription factor activity, RNA polymerase II-specific. The transcript is spliced from 3 exons. The record is from RefSeq and is a predicted model, not a curated record. NCBI's taxonomy places the organism in Eukaryota, Metazoa, Chordata, Amphibia, Anura, Bufonidae. Gene Ontology annotation, biological process: regulation of transcription by RNA polymerase II. The coding region runs from base 539 to 1357 and encodes 272 amino acids.
GGGGGACGCCGCACGUGUCGGCUGACAUGUUGUCGUGGGUGAGCCGAGCAGGAAACAGCUGAAUGUAGUAAACAGUUCACACGUACGUCCUCGUCACUGACAGCCGGGCGGCGAGGGGUUAACCCGGGUGAAGUUGGCGCAGAAGUUGCCUCGUCCUGCGAGGGAGGGGGCAGGGCCGUCCCGCAGAAGAGAGAGGCAGCUGUCAGCGGGGAGAAGAAUGGAGGCAGGAGCCGCCUCUGCAGCUUAAUGAUCAAACGUCUGUCUGGGAACAUAACAGGAAGCGGCUGAGGAGGAGAGCAGCUCCCCCUGGUGUGCGCCGCGUCUGGAGAAAAGGGGGGAAGCCAGCUCGUCGUCUCUCCUCCCCUCGUGUCUGACAGUCACUGGGAGGGUGUGAUGAGCGCAGAGCGGCUCCCGACUCAGUGCUAGUGUGAGUGAGGGCUGGGAGCAGCGGGACAUCACCUACCUCCGUCACCUCUGCUGCUCGUUCACACGGCGCCAACUUGUGCGGCUUCUGGGACAUCCCGGGACACUCAUCACCAUGAAGGCGAAGAAAGGUUUAGUUCCGCUAUCGGGCAGUGAGACGGAGGAUGAUGAUGGUAUGGAUAUUCCACUGGAUCUCUCCUCCACUGCUGGCUCAGGGAAGAGAAGGAGGCGUGGAAACCUGCCCAAAGAGUCCGUGCAGAUUCUGCGAGACUGGUUAUAUGAGCAUCGCUAUAAUGCCUACCCCUCAGAACAAGAGAAAGCCCUCCUGUCCCGGCAGACUCAUCUCUCCACACUACAGGUUUGUAACUGGUUCAUCAACGCAAGGCGUAGGCUUUUGCCCGAUAUGUUAAGAAAAGACGGAAAAGACCCCAACCAGUUCACCAUUUCACGGAAGGGAGCCAAAAUUACUGACGUGAUGCAGAUGGACUCUCCAACAGGGGCAAAGCCCUACAUUCCCACUAUAGACGAGAACUCUUUUCACUUCAGCUCUAUGGGACCUAACCAGAACUCAGGGAAGUUACUGGCCUCUCAGCUGUCUUCUCAGCAGUCUCUCCUGGCUCGCCCUUCAGUCAUCUGUCACACCACUGUCACGUCACUAAGUGAUGCGCCUUUCAACUUCACCCAUGUAUUGAAUGCUGGACAAAUCCCAGAACAGCAGCAAUCUGAGGCAAACAAACUAACAGAAACCUCACUUGUCUGCCACGAAGACACUCUAAAGUUAGGACAAAACCCAAAUUCACAGAGUGGACUUUUCAACACCCCACCACCUACCCCACCCGAUCACAAUCAGGAUUUCAGUGGUUUCCAAUUGUUGGUUGAUGUUGCCCUCAAACAAGCAGCAGAGAUGGAGCUGCAGUCAAAACUCAUGUCCUGAAUCUUCAGUUAUCAAAACUGUUCUGAACAUUUCCUUCGAACUGCCCAAGUCGAUAUCAAAGAUGGUUUGCAUUAUUAUUAUAUUUUUUUUUUUUUUUAUAUUCGUGUUAUUUGCACACGGGAUUAUGAAAGUGAAGCUUUCUUGACACAAAGAGGUCUUACCCCUUUCAAUGACUGUUGUUUUUUUUGUUUUUGUUUAGCCUUUAUGAACUGUGACUACAGCAUUGACUUUUAGUGAGUUUCUCCAUUGCCAUUCAUGGAUAUUGAAUUCAGAAAGUCACCAUGGUCUUUUAUUUUUAUUUUUUUUCAAACUUUUCAGUAAUUUAAAACCAAUCUCAGGGGUGAAGGAGAGCAGAUAUCAAGUGUUUGUGUAAUUGUAUAUAUUAUAUAGUUACACCUACAUCCUAACUAUACUGUAUUUCAUUCCAAUCUUCCGACAGAUAGAGCUACUGUAGAAACAACAUGCUUUACGUUUCUUGGUAGAUUUUGCUUAAAUGUGAGAUGUUUCCCAAGAUUGUGACUUUUAUUUUUAAUUUUUAUAAUUUUUGGUACCUUUCAAACUGUGCAAUAUUUAGAAUGAGAACCGAUAGACCUUUUUAUCAUUCCAGAGCAGCAGAAAAUGCUCCCAUACUGUCUACAACAUUUUUUUUUUUCCAUUUAUUUUUUAUCCCAGUAUAUAAUAAAAUAUUUUGUUAAAGGUCAUGUAAAAAUGUGUUUUUGUUACCUGGGGAUGGAAUGCGAAUACCAUGUAACUGGAUACUGUUCCCAUCUGGAAUAUUAACUGCUAUGUAAAGUUUGUUUCUUUGACAUGUAUUAUUUUUUUGUAUGUUUUUGUAAUAUAGAA